Monopterus albus (swamp eel) is the source of this 3106-nucleotide messenger RNA. It is a transcript of the gene itga2b, whose product is annotated as integrin, alpha 2b. The record is from RefSeq and is a predicted model, not a curated record. The transcript has 27 exons. Gene Ontology annotation, molecular function: integrin binding. Gene Ontology annotation, cellular component: external side of plasma membrane; integrin complex. The coding region runs from base 91 to 2544 and encodes 817 amino acids. Gene Ontology annotation, biological process: cell-matrix adhesion; angiogenesis; integrin-mediated signaling pathway. Lineage: Eukaryota; Metazoa; Chordata; Actinopteri; Synbranchiformes; Synbranchidae.
GCGGAGUCAGGGAAAACACCUGUGGGAAACUGCCUUCUAUUGGACCGGAGCACUGGAGGCUCGACCUCCUUCUCCCCCUGCAGAGGACUCAUGAUGGAAGAUGACUACAAACACAUAGACAACAGAGAUGACCAGCGUUACUGUGAGGUGGGCUUCAGUGCUGACAUCACAAAGGAGGGUCGCCUGGUGCUGGGAGCUCCAGGAAGCUUUUCUUUCCAGGGUCAGGUUUUCACAGUAGGUGUGAGUGACAUCCUCAACAAUGGGCGGAGCAAUGAGCCUAUCCAGUAUGUGGGAGGAAUCAGCCAUUCAGAGGAAGAUAAGGGAGGAGAUUAUGAUGUUUACCACGGUUACUCUGUGGCCAGUGGUCUGCUGACUGGAGACUCGAUACCAGAUUAUCUUGUUGGUGUUCCACAUGACAGAAACACAGCAGGAACAGUGAAGGUCUAUGAUGGCAGGAGCAUUAAAACGCUCAGAGUUUCCCACAUCUUCCUGGGAGCUCAGGUGGCAUCAUACUUUGGACACAGUGUGGCUGUCUCUGACAUCAACAGUGAUGGUUUAGAUGAUGUGCUGAUCGGAGCUCCUCUCUACAUGGACCGAGUGACAGAGCAGCUGCAGGAGCGAGGACAGGUGGUAGUGUACCUGCAGAGAAGACACACCUCCUUCUCCUCUCAGCCUGACCAGUCACUGAUUGGCUUCUCCCUGUAUGGGCGGUUUGGCUCUGCGCUCACUGUGCUGGGUGACAUGGACAUGGACGGUUACCAUGAUGUGGCCAUUGGAGCCCCCUGGUCAGGUGACAGUGGGCAGGGCCAAGUGUUUAUCUACCUGGGCAACAGUAAUGGUUUGUCAGCCACACCCUCCCAGGUGAUUGAUAGCCCAUUGCCCAGCAGCAGGACAGCAUUUGGCUUUACUCUGAGGGGUGGAGCUGACAUUGAUGGCAACGGAUACCCAGACCUGCUGGUUGGAGCGUGGGCUGCAGACCAAGCCUUUGUCUACAGGUCCUGGGCAGUGAUCCGGUCCACAGUUUCUCUGUCUCUGCUGCCAGACUUCCUGAAUCCAGAAGUAAAACUGUGUCAUCGAGGAAACACAACUGUGUGCUGUUUUGUUAUCCAGAUGUGUCUCUACGUAUCUGGUCACAGAAUUCCACAGGAGACAGCACUGGGGGUGGAACUACAGCUGGACAGGAUGAAGCAGCCAACGGCGAGAAGGACCCUGCUGCUGUCAACCAGUCAGCCACAGGAGACGAUGAUGUUGAUGGUUCAGAGAGACGAGGGCAUGGCCUGUGUCAAUCAGACCGCUUACCUGAGGUCUGAAGAGGAGGUCCGUGAUAAAUUGAGUCCAAUCUUCAUCUCCGCCAACAUCAGCCUCCUCAAUACUACCCAGCAUGCUUUGCUGCAUGGACAGACACAUGCUGCUGCACAGACCAGGAUCGUUCUGGACUGUGGAGACGACAACAUCUGUGUCCCUGACCUGAAGCUGAGCGCCGAGCUUGUGUCAGACAGUGUGCUGGUCGGCGAGGACCAGUCAGUGAUGUUGUAUGUGUUGGCGUUGAACGAUGGUGAGGGGGCGUAUGAGACUGAGCUGGUGGUCCAAAUUCCCAAAAACACACACUUCCAAAGAAGCCAGGGUCUGAAUAGACUGGUGUGUAAGGAGAACCAGAGCAUCAUCGUCACCUGUGUCCUCGGAAACCCCAUGAGGCAAGGACACAAACUGCAGACAGGUCUUCUGUUUAGUGUGGGCCAUCUGGAGGAGGUGGAGAGUCACAUCACCUUCAUCCUCAGAAUCAGGAGUAAGAACUUGGUGAAUCCCAGCAGUAACGAGGUCUCAGUGAAGGUCCAGGUGAAAGCUAAGGCGAUGCUGGAGAUCAGAGGAGGCUCCUCCCCUACAGAAGUUGUCCUGCCCCUCCCUGACUGGCAACCUGCAAUGCAUCCUGGGAGUUUAGAGGCAGUGGGUCCAUUGGUAGAGCAUGUUUAUGAGCUGAGGAACCAUGGCCCGAGUGUGGUCAAUGCUCGGCUGAUGGUGGACUUCCCAUCCAUUUGGCAACAUCACUUCCUGCUCUACAUCUUCUCCAAUGCUUCUGAAGAAUCAUUGAGCUGUUGGACCCUGAACACAUCACAGAUAGACCCCUUCAAGCUGGUUAGCGCCUCCUCCAGUAUUUCUGUAGUGUCUCCAUUGAUCCAGCAGGAGGAGACAAACUCACACAGACAAACUGUUCAUGUGAACUGCAGUAGCAGUGAGACUGGGUGUGUCAGGUUUGUCUGUGAUGUCACAGCGUUGGGGCGGGGCUUCAGUGCCGUUGUGCGAAUCUCAGCUCGACUGUGGACACACACUCUCAUACAGACUCCCUACCUGAACUAUGAGCUCAUUUCAUCUGCAUCCUAUGAUGUCAUCAACACAUCAUCAAAGGUCCAACCAACGCUGCUGCCGAGUGGACACGCACAGCUGGGCUUCUUUCAGCGCACCCGCCCCCCCACUGGGGAGGAGGAUGAGAAGGAGGAGGAUGAAGAGCAGCAGCAGCGGGCUGAGGAGAGUCACAUGACUGAAUAACACACGUCCUCACCCUGUCACAUGAUGAUGUCAGAUAGGAGGUAGUCACAUGUUGGAUUUACAGUUGUUAUUCGUAUUAGCUGUUAGCCUGCUAACUGUUAACCUCCUGUGUGCACGUAGGUUUAUUAUUAAUCAUCUCUGACCCCUCCUGUGUGCACGUGGGUUUAUUAUUAAUCAUCUCUGAAGAUGUGAGGAAGGUAAAUUACAGGAAAGCACCAAACAACCACAGAUGAGUGAACUUCCAUCACAUUUCAUUUUGUUAUGAGAAUUUUAUGCCAAAUCUUAGAGGCCUCAUCAAUGUUAUGAUUUUAAUAACAGAUGAAUGUUUCAUCACAAAUGUUGAAUUAACAUUUAUAUUUAACCCUUUAAACCCAAGUAGAUGUUAAAAUUUGAUUACUAAACAGAUUUUACAUUCGGUCUGCUUUUUUCCUUUUGCUUUAAGUUUCAGCUGUUGCUAUUGAGCACUGUUAUAAAAUGGAAAUAAAAUAAAAUUCAAACAAGAAAGCUAAGAAGACAUUUUUGGCUCCAUGUUGUUGACCUAGUCAAAUCCAUAAAAAACAGU